AGAGAUUGGUGAAAGUGUGAGAGGAGAAGAUGUGUAUAUCAUCCAGAGUGGCUGUGGAGAAAUAAAUGACAACUUAAUGGAACUGCUCAUCAUGAUCAAUGCUUGCAAGAUUGCAUCAUCCUCCAGAGUGACUGCUGUAAUUCCAUGUUUUCCAUAUGCCAGGCAAGAUAAGAAAGACAAGAAGGGGUCCAUGGAGCGUUGGAGUCGUGCUCCAAUCUCUGCAAAACUUGUUGCCAACAUGCUGUCAGUUGCAGGGGCUGACCACAUCAUCACCAUGGACUUGCAUGCUUCUCAGAUCCAGGGUUUCUUUGACAUUCCAGUAGAUAACCUGUAUGCAGAACCUGCAGUGCUGCAGUGGAUUAAAGAGAACAUUUUGGAGUGGAGAAACUGUAUCAUAGUCUCACCUGAUGCAGGUGGUGCAAAAAGGGUUACUUCAAUUGCUGACAGACUGAAUGUGGAAUUUGCUCUCAUUCAUAAGGAAAGAAAGAAGGCAAAUGAAGUGGACAGAAUGGUCUUGGUUGGUGACGUGAAAGACAGAGUAGCAAUUCUUGUCGAUGAUAUGGCUGACACAUGUGGCACAAUAUGUCAUGCAGCAGACAAGUUAGUAUCUGCUGGAGCUACUAAAGUUUAUGCCAUUCUUACUCAUGGCAUCUUUUCUGGUCCUGCUAUUUCUCGGAUUAAUAAUGCAUCAUUUGAGGCUGUUGUGGUAACUAAUACAAUCCCCCAAGAAGAGAAAAUGAAACACUGCCCAAAAAUUCAGUUUAUUGACAUUUCCAUGAUCCUGGCUGAGGCAAUUCGAAGAACACACAACGGUGAAUCUGUGUCUUACUUGUUCAGUCACGUCCCCUUGUAACUGCGGGAGGUUACAUUGCAUCUUUGCAAAGGUCCCUUCAGCUAGCACUGUUUUUUUAACAAUGCAUCUCAACCACAAGAAAUGAGUAUCUUUGUACAAUUCCAGAGCUUGUAUGUUUAAUUAUUAUAUUUGUCUUGUAAUUACCAUUUGUUCUUUGUAAAUGGGCAAUAAAUCUCCGUCUUGCAGAAA
This is a messenger RNA of Aptenodytes forsteri (emperor penguin), 1042 nucleotides long. It is a transcript of the gene PRPS2, whose product is annotated as phosphoribosyl pyrophosphate synthetase 2. Gene Ontology annotation, cellular component: cytoplasm; ribose phosphate diphosphokinase complex. Lineage: Eukaryota; Metazoa; Chordata; Aves; Sphenisciformes; Spheniscidae. Gene Ontology annotation, molecular function: magnesium ion binding; ribose phosphate diphosphokinase activity. The transcript is spliced from 7 exons. Gene Ontology annotation, biological process: purine nucleotide biosynthetic process; ribonucleoside monophosphate biosynthetic process; 5-phosphoribose 1-diphosphate biosynthetic process. Bases 77 to 853 code for a protein of 258 amino acids. The record is from RefSeq and is a predicted model, not a curated record.